AUGGCAUCUUCAUCUUUCUCAAAGCUACCACCUACGACCUCUUCCUCAAUAAAGCCUUUUACCAUUACCUUCCCUGAAUCUGAUCUUCAGCAGCUUCAGGACUUCCUGAAGCUCACGCCACUACCUUCGCAAAGCUACGAAAAUUCUCUUCCAAACGGCGAUCGUCACCUUGGCUUGCGCCUGGACUGGUUAUCCCAAGCCAAGAAGAAGUGGGAGACAGACUUUGACUGGCGGCAAGUCGAAGGUCAUCUGAACUCAUUUCCCAAUUUCAAAGCUCAAGUAGACGACAAGCUCGGCACGUUCAGUAUUCACUUCGCCGCUCUUUUCUCCGCAAAGCCAAACGCAAUUCCUGUUCUCAUGCUUCAUGGAUGGCCAGGUUAUACCUUCUCGACUCUUCCAUCUUCACUGUUGACAGACUUUGACGCCGCCGACUGCGCGCGCGUUCUUGAUACCUUGGUCACAUCCGUCCUCAGCUUUCCUGCCUAUGUCGUCCAAGGCGGCGACGUUGGAUCGCGUGUCGCUCGUGUGAUGGGAGCCAAGCACUCAGCCUGCAUAGCUGUGCACUUGAAUAUGUGCUCCAUGAGUCAACCACCUGACACCAGGAUCAGACAUCCUGAUUCCGAGGCUGAGAAACAAGGUCUCAGACGUCUAGAGGAAUGGAAAGCAACUGGUACGGCUUAUGCUAUGGAACAUGCAACAAGGCCGGCUACCAUUGGUGCUGUGCUUGCAAGCAAUCCUGUCGCACUUCUGGCGUGGAUUGGCGAGAAGUUUCUGGACUGGACCGACAAGGAUCCAACGAUCCAGACAAUUCUCGAGCACGUCACGUUGUACUGGCUGACAAAGUGCAUGCAUACUAACCUCUGGUCAUAUCGUCAUUCCUACGGCCCAGCUGCGAAACCACACGACCAUCCUGACUGGCAUCUCAAAAAACCUCUCGGAUACAGCUAUUUUCCGAAAGAACUCAUUCCUAUACCUGUAGCUUGGGUCGCGACGACUGGCAACCUGGUUCAAAGCGCAGUACAUGAAACGGGAGGACAUUUUGCGGCCAUGGAGGAACCAGAAGCGCUAUUGAAAGAUGUGGAGGAAUUUGUGAAUUUGGUAUGGAGAAGGGAAACGGGACUAUGA
Molecule: messenger RNA, 1125 nt
Organism: Lithohypha guttulata
Lineage: Eukaryota; Fungi; Ascomycota; Eurotiomycetes; Chaetothyriales; Trichomeriaceae
Exons: 3
Coding region: 1-1125 (374 amino acids)
Biological process (GO): epoxide metabolic process
Molecular function (GO): epoxide hydrolase activity
Source: RefSeq, a predicted model, not a curated record